Messenger RNA from Eurypyga helias (sunbittern), 1225 nucleotides. Its product is annotated as unconventional myosin-X-like. Gene Ontology annotation, cellular component: cytoskeleton. NCBI's taxonomy places the organism in Eukaryota, Metazoa, Chordata, Aves, Eurypygiformes, Eurypygidae. Gene Ontology annotation, biological process: signal transduction. The annotation marks the transcript as partial. The transcript is spliced from 6 exons. The record is from RefSeq and is a predicted model, not a curated record.
GGUUCGUGACCAGUUUCCAGGAACUGAAAUGGAGAAAUACGCCCUUUUUACUUAUGAAUCUCUGAAGAAAACCAAGUGCAGAGAGUUUGUGCCAUCGCGGGAUGAGAUAGAAGCUCUGAUCGGCAGGCAGGAAAUGACAUCCACCGUGUAUUGCCACGGUGGGGGCUCCUGUAAGAUCACAAUCAACUCGCACACUACAGCUGGCGAGGUGGUUGAAAAGUUGAUUCGUGGCUUGGCCAUGGAGGAUAGCAGAAACAUGUUUGCUCUGUUUGAAUACAACGGGACUACUGACAAAGCGAUUGAAAGCAGAACCAUCGUGGCUGAUGUCUUGGCAAAGUUUGAAAAGCUUGCUGCCACUGCUGAAGCUGGGGAGAUGCACUGGAAGUUCUACUUCAAGCUCUACUGCUUCCUGGACACAGAAAACGUCCCAAAAGAUAGCGUGGAAUUUGCCUUUAUGUUUGAGCAGGCUCACGAAGCAGUGAUUAGAGGACAUUACCCUGCUCCUGAAGAAACCCUCCAGGUCCUUGCCGCUUUGCGUCUUCAGUACCUUCAGGGCGAUCACACUCCGCAUACCGCAGUACCAGGAAUGGAGGAAGUCUAUCCCCUGCAAAAGUUGAAGUCUCGGAUUACUCAGUCUACCAAAACGUUUACUGCAGCAGAGAAGGCUGAGAAGAAACGAGCCAGCUUCCUUGAAGGAACGCUGCGGAGGAGUUUUCGCAGUGGCUCCGUCAGCAAACAGAAGGUUGAGGAGGAUCAGAUGUUAGACAUGUGGGUCAAAGAGGAAAUCUCAGCUUCCAGGACUAGUAUUAUCGACAAAUGGAAAAAACUCCAGAGGAUGAACCAGGAGCAGGCUAUGGCAAAGUAUAUGGCUUUGAUCAAGGAAUGGCCCGGCUAUGGCUCCCCGCCCCUUUUCGCUGCGGAGUGCAAAGAAGGGGGAUUCCCGCAAGAGCUGUGGCUUGGAGUCAGCGCUGAUGCGGUCUCCGUCUACAAGCGUGGGGAAGGCAGGCCUCUGGAGGUGUUUCAGUACGAACAUAUCCUGUCGUUCGGCGCGCCGCUGGCCAACACCUACAAGAUCGUGGUGGAUGAGAGAGAACUGCUCUUCGAAACCAGUGAGGUAGUUGACAUUGCGAAGCUGAUGAAAGCUUACAUCAGCAUGAUCGUGAAAAAACGCUACAGCACCUCCCGAUCAGUGAGUAGUCAUGGAAGUCAGGGCAGCUCCAGGUGA